Molecule: messenger RNA, 9798 nt
Organism: Owenia fusiformis
Lineage: Eukaryota; Metazoa; Annelida; Polychaeta; Sabellida; Oweniidae
Source: the annotation of a GenBank genome assembly
CAUGUUCAUAGUGUCGUAAAAAAAUUACCGUAAGUCAGUCUUUUUCACGGCGCAAUUUGAAAAGAAAACCGGCGAAAUGACCUUACUUUACUGUCGAUUAUAGUCAAACUACAUCAACACUCUCAUUCAAAAAUGUUCAGUUCAAAGCAGAAGGUAGACAAGCAUGUCGCAAGUGGAUUAUCUAGAAUUCAAGAUCCAAAACAGCGUUACAUGAAGGGAUAUUCCUAUGCCAAGCUCUAUUUUGAGAUCAAGGAAUAUGAUCAUGCUAAAAGAUACCUAACUGGCUAUAUGUCUAUAAACGACAAUAUGCCAGCCGCCCACAAACUAUUGGGUCAAAUCUAUGAUGCCACAAACGAAUGGGAAAAAGCUCUAGCCUGUUACAAAAGAUCACUAGAACUGGAUGAAAAGCAAAAGGAGCUGUUACUGAAGAUCUGUGAGCUCUGUUGCAAAUUCAGUUGUAAUCCUGAACAAGCUAGGUACUGGGCAGACAAAGCUGAAAACCUGUAUCCGGGUCAUGCAACAAUAUUUAAACUUAGGGAGGCCUUAUAUAGAGAGGAAGCGGAGGAGGGUCCUGACCAGAAGGAAUUGGAAAACCUUAUUACAACAGAACUGACGAAGCGUCCUAAGGAUGUUUCAUUACGCAUAAGGCUGUUGAAGCUCUACAUGGAUAUUGGUCGAGUAAACGAGGCGUACUCUCAUGCGGUUGACGUCGAGAAAAAAAUGGCAUUCAAAAAUAACUUGAGCUGGUAUGAGAUGCUGGUGGAGCUAUUUGAGGUGUACAAAACACAGAGUGGGCAACAUAUCAAUGGUAUGUUCCAUAUGCAGCAAUUGUCUGCCCUCAACUCAUUGACUGCCCUCACACUUGAGCUAAAAGGGGUCACUGAAAGUAUCCAGGCUCUCAAAAGUUUUGAUCAGUGCCUUCUCUCGUCAACCAAACAGAAAUGCAACGACCCACACUGGCGGCCAUUUUUGAUCGAAAUGGAGGCUCAGCUGUUUUUCUACGCUGGAACUGUCAUACUCAAACGUGCUCAAAAGAAUGACAUCAACUGGAAAGAUGCUGUUGCCAUGGCAUCUGUCUGUUACCUAGUAACUGGUGCUAUAGGGCCACUUAACUACCAAGAUGCGUGGUAUGUUAAUGCAAGUGGAGAAGAUAAAAAGUUGUAUAAAUCAUGGUAUGAUGGAGCAUGUGAUAGGCUUUGCCAGGCAGGUUACAUGGUACAAAGCAUGUGCAAAGGAGACUCAAAGAAAUGGCUGCAAACAGUAAAACAAAAUAUCAACUCUAAGCAGGCACAGCAAAAGCUCUAUACAUCUGUCUUCUCAAAAGCAGAACUACCCUCGCUAGAAAACUCAUUCUUGAUGCAGUCAUCUCGGUUGAGCAACUUCUCUGCAGACCUCCCAAACUCUAAGAAACUAGCUACUUAUAAACAAGUUGCCCACAAGUUGAGGCCUGAUAAUCUCCACUACCUUGUGUGGUUUGGACUCCAGAGCCAUCAACCAAAGGAUGCCUUCCAGUCUAACUACCAUUUGAAGGUGUUUGAGGGAAUACUUGAAUAUGCAGCAGACGACAUCCACUCAGGGGCCCCUGAGACACUAAGUCAACUUGAUACAGAGGGGUUCCUCUAUGCAACAAUUCACUGUACAAGUGUCCAGAUAGAAGAACGUAAGGCUAUUGCACAGCCUCCAGCAGAGCAGCCCUACUUACUCCCAGCAUGCAUCAAUGACCCCUUGUGUUCAGCAAAGCAAUCUGAUUGGUGGACUACAGCACAUAAACUGUCAACUGACAAUGCCAGGGACGGCUAUUUUAAAUUGAGGCAGACUCUCCAACGAGGACUCGAAACAAUUAGACUCAUUGGGAAUCAUGGGAUGGACGUGCAGCUGGUUGUUCAUCUCGCUAAAACAUUCGCAAAUUGUGUCCCAGAAAAUUCAAUAAAUCUGUCGCGUGAGGAACUUGGUCAAAGAGAUAUGGCUGUGCUGUACUGGAAGAACGCCAUUGAAACCUUAAAAAAGCAUGCCAAGAACCAACAACCAAGAAUUGCCAAAGAUCCAAUAUUUCCCAUGACAAAAUCUGCUAAGUUGCCUGUGGACAAAUUGCUCAAUGAGGGAAAAUUUUUCCUGGCCAAAAUUGCAAUGAGCACUGGGCGAAAUGAGGAGGCCGCUAAAGCAUUUGCAGAAAUUCCAACCCCCUAUGCUUCACACAACCAAGCUAAGGUCUAUAUGAAGAUGGCAGAAGACGUAGAGUCAUGUCCCCAGGAAGACUUUACUGAUGAUUUGAAGACAGAAUGGAUUGCGUUGCUCACAAAGGCUAAGGAAGCUCUAUACGUUACAUUGGACAGAACUCGUGGAGACAAAAAUCAUAAAUUGAAUCAAAUUCUGGUUGAAGACCUUAAUGAAGUGGAGUCAAAGCUGGAAGAUAUCGAAGCAGAAAAGACAGGCAAGAAUUCUACAUGGAUUGGUGAUGAGACCCCCCAAAUUGACAGCCCAGCGUCUCACAGUACUCCCACAGAUUCACGUAUCAGGACCUCUUUGUCCAGAAGCCUUCAUAAUAACUCCCAGCAUAUCAGACCAAGCCCUGAACGUCUUGAUGCCCAGAUGCGUUCAAUUUCAACCAAUCAGGAUGCUAUGAUUAAGGCUGUGCUAGACUGCAAUAAACAGUUGAUGGAAUCGCAGCAAGAAGUUGUCCGAGAACUAAAAGAAAGUCGUGAGAUCAUCGGAACAUUGAAGGCCGAGUUGGAAACCUACCGCAGAGAAGACAGCAUGCGCAAUUCCCUUUUGGGUGGCACUCCUGUAUCAAACUAUAGAGGGCGUCCUAUGGUGUAUACUCCUCAGGGGCCCUCACCACAGCUGUACCAGCAUUCUCCCAUGCCCCAGCCUGGACCCGGGAUGCAUCCCACUCCACCCCAUGGCCCACCCUUACCCCAUGGGCCUCAUCCCCCUCAACCUGGAGCUCAUCCCCCUCCACCUGGAGCUCAUCCCCCACCAUAUGGUCCUCAACCCCUGCCCCAUGGUGCCCAUCCUACUCCACCAGGACCUCCACCUCCUCAUCUUCCAAUGCAUCAUGGACCAAAUUACGUACCCCCAUAUCCUCUUGGCCCUAACCCACCUCACCCACAACAUAUUGGACAGCCCCCACAAUUUCAAAUGUUACAAGGAUUUGAAGCUGGAGCGACACCUUUUGGUGGACAACAAAACUUCCUCCAGACCCCUACUACUAGCAAAGAAAAGCAAGUUGACAACAAAGAAGAGAAGCAUUACGACGAGGAUGAAGACUACGACUAUGAGGAUUAUGAUGAGCAUGAAUAUGUUGGUGAAGAUUACAGUGGUGAUCAUCAAGAGGGAUCGUUUCACAUUCCAGAUUCCCAACUUGUUCAGAAUUGGCCAUAUGGAAAUAAUGUCAACAUAGAGGGGAAAUCUACUGUGACCUACACACCACCUACUGGCCCUGGGCAAAUCCAGGGACUUGGCCAUGGAGUUCCAGCUCAAGGUCAUCCAGGGCAAUUUCAGGCAUUAGGAUUUCAUCCAGGGUCUCGUCCAGUUGCCCAGGCACCUAUGCCAGCCCCUGGAUUUUUUAGUACACCUCCUAAGCAAGCCGUUUCUGGAUCCUCUUCUCAAAGCUCCAUACCUGUUAGUAUAAAUACUUUGGCAGUAACCGGAUCCCCACUCACAAUGGCUGCUACAGCUGUCAGCUCAACAAUGCCACCAAAUAUAGUAACAUCAAACACAUCUGGACUCCCUUCACAAUUUCCAGUUGGAGCUGAAGUUGGUACGCCAUUCACUCUUGCAAUGCCGCAAAAUACACCUACCAUCCCACCUGCUUCUGUUCCCAUAGCAACCAAUGUUCCUGCUGCAGCCAGUGUCCCUUUAGCAACCAGUGUGAGUGUAGCCCAGAGUGUCACUGGCGCACCUAUCAAGGUUACUUCCCCAGCAACAUCAUUAUACCCAGUGAUAACCCCUGUUACUCCACCUACAACAGGCAUUACACCAAAAUCCCCGAAAGAUUUGAAAGCUGGAGGAAAAAUGGGACGUGAUAGGCGGAUAUCUGAGAGAUCAUCAGAUGGGGAAUACUACCAUGAAAACGACAGCUAUAAUGAGCCUGAUUUUACUCCAAUUGUUCCUCUGCCAGAAAAAGUUGAAGUUGUCACUGGCGAAGAAGAUGAUGAGCCAAUAUUCCAAGAACGGGCAAAACUUUACCGAUUUGACUCGGAGACGAAGCAGUGGAAAGAACGUGGAACUGGUGAGAUGAAAAUCUUAAAGCGUAUUGAUGGCACCUCUGUGCGAAUCCUCAUGAGACGUGAACAGGUUUUGAAAAUCUGUGCCAAUCAUAAAAUAACACAAGAAAUGGCCUUGUCUGCGAUGCCAAAAAAUGACAAAUCCUGGAUCUGGCAUGCAGUGGAUUUCUCUGAGGGCGAGUCAGUUCUUGAACAAUUUUGUAUUAGGUUUAAGACGCCUGAAUUGGCAAAUGAGUUCAAAGCAGCUUUUGAAAAGGGAAAGAAAAUAAUGGCUGCGAUGCCGAAAUCACCUGUGAAGCCAAAAGAACAGCCAUUGAAAGUUGUUGACACAGUUGAUAUGUCUAAGUUUAAACCUAGUAAAGACAGCUGGGACUGUGAAACGUGUUACAUUAAUAAUCCAGGUGAUAGGACACAAUGUCCUGCUUGUAACACUGUUAAACCUGGCUGUGAACCCCCUGCUCAAGCCAAACCAGAAGGUUUUACAUUUGGAUCAGGCGGUUCUGGGUUUUCCUUUGGUUCAGGUGCAGCAUCAACUGGUGGUGCAGCUGCUCCAUCAGGAGGUUUCAAGUUUGGUAGUUCGGCUACACCAGUAGCUGCUGUAGCUGUCACUAGUUCUUCAACUGGAGGGUUUAAAUUUGGUGGAUCAUCUACUCCAAGUUCUGCCACUUCUGCUUCAAGCACUACAACAGCUUCUACAAGUGCAACAACAUCUGGUGGAUUUAAACUUGGUGGAACAUCUACUCCAAGUUCUGCCACUUCUGCUCCCAGCACCACCACAUCUACAAGUGCUGUACCAUCUGGAGGAUUUAAAUUUGGUGGAGCAACACCAACAACAACGGCAACAAGUGUCCCAGCGACAACUCCUAAGUCAGUUGGAUUUACCUUUGGGACUACGUCAGCUACCAAUACAACGACUACAUCUAAUAAAGGGGCAGGAAUCCUGAAAUCCCUGUUGGAAAGUGGAGAUGAGGGUGAUCAGAAAGUUCCGGAUGAAAGUGCUAAAUCGACAUUAGGUGGGUUCACCUUCUCAGAAAAGCCAAAAGUUGCUGAUGAGAAAAAACCUGAACCAGUUGCUAAGCCAGUUGAAGUUAAAAAGACUGAGGAAGCCCCUGCUGCUAAACCAUUUUCAUCGUUUUCAUUUGGGAGCACUAAAUCGACAGACGAGAAAUCAAAACCUCUCUCUACGUUCUCGUUUAAAGCUCCUGAACCGGCAAAGAAACCAGAUGCUCCAUCUAGUGGUGUGCUUUUUGGGUCAUCUGGUGAUGCAUCAUCAUUUUCUAGCCUGGCUAGUGAGACUGCAAAGACCGAUGGUUUUAAGAAAACUGAAGGAUUUAAAGGAUUUGGUGGUGAGGGAACCCAGAUCUUUGGGAGUCCUAGUAGGACUAGAAAGGAGAGUGAGGGGAGUGAAGGGGGUGACGAUUAUGAGCCUAACGCUGAUUUUAAACCAAUAGUACCCCUGCCUGCUCUUGUAGAAGUCAAGACUGGAGAAGAAGAGGAAGAAGUACUAUUCUCAGAACGUGCUAAAUUAUUCCGAUAUGACACAGAGAAAAAGGAGUGGAAAGAACGAGGAUUGGGAAAUAUGAAAAUAUUAAAACAUAAAGAUACUAAAAAGCCAAGAAUUUUGAUGAGAAGGGAGCAAGUUUUGAAGAUUUGUGCAAACCACGCCAUAUCGACUGAAAUGAAAAUGGAACCCCAAAACCAGAGUGACAAAGCAUGGUGUUGGCACGCUAAUGAUUUUGCGGAUGGUGAAUAUGUAGCAGAAUUUUUAGCUAUUAAAUUCAAAACUCCAGAACUUGCCAAAAAUUUCAAAGAUGUUUUUGAUGAAUGUCAAAAGAGACUUGGGGAGAUAUCUCAAGAUUCUUCGAAAGCAGAUGGCAGUGAAAAAGCUGGGAAUGCGGAUGACCUUGGUGAUCGGUUCAAACCAAAACAGGGAGACUGGGAAUGCCCUGGUUGCUAUGUCAACCAUGAAGCAAAUGCUGACUCCUGUAAUUGCUGCGGAUCGAAUAAACCAUCAGAAAAACAAGCAUCCAAAGCUGAACCCAAAACAACCAAUGGGGAUCUGGCUGCCAUGUUUAAACCAGAAGAGGGAUCCUGGGAGUGCACUGGCUGUUACGUUAGGAAUGGUCCAAAACUAGUUACAUGUCCUGCUUGUGGAGGUACAAAACCUGGUGAAACAGUACAAAAAUCGGAACCGAAAUCACUGUUUGGGUCAGGACCUACUGGGGUGAUUGGUGAAUCUGGAGGAUUCAGAUUUGGAUCGGGGGCUUCACCUUCCACUGCAGCAUUUAGUUUUGGGACGCAAAAGCCGACAGGUGAUUCAGUUGAUGGAGCUAAACCAAGCGGUGGAUUUAGCUUUGGUAAAAAAUCUGAACAAUUCAGUUUUGGAAGUGCUAGUUCUUCAUCAGCUCAGAAAACUGAAGCUGAAAGUAGCACAAGUGAACCACCUAGUAGCACAAAAGCAACAUUCUCAUUUGGAAAACAAUCUGAGCCAGAUUCCACAACAGGGUUCUCAUUUGGAGCCAAAGAGGGCAGCACAGGUUUCUCAUUCAGCAUGACUCCUACAGCUAGUAGCUCUAUGAAACCACUUGAUCUUUCUAAAACGACAGCUAAAUCUCCAGGAGGAGACGAGGGAUAUUACGUCAACGAUGAUCAUGAUGUUCACUUUGAACCUAUUGUUCCAUUACCAGAUAAGGUCGAAGUGAAGACUGGCGAAGAAGAUGAAGACAUUCUCUUUGUACAGAGAGCUAAAUUAUUCCGAUAUGUCGAUACCCAAUGGAAAGAACGUGGUCUCGGGGAUAUUAAAAUCUUGAGACAAAAAUCAACAAAUAAAACCAGGCUUUUAAUGCGUCGCGAACAAAUCCUCAAAAUAUGUUGUAAUCACGCCAUAACAGAAGCAAUCGAAUUGAAACCAAUGUCAAAAGCAGACGGAAAAGCAUGGGUGUGGUUCGCAAUGGAUUGCUCUGAGGAAGAACCCCAACAAGAAAAUUUUGCCAUAAAAUUCAAAACUACCGAAAUUGCCCAACAGUUUAAAGACAUUUUUGACAAAGCAAAGUCAAACAGCUCAGAUCUUAAACCAGUUGAGAAUGUUUCUAAGGGGUCUGUGACACCUAAAAAAGACUCCUCUGCUAAAAAAGAAGAAUUUGUGUUCAAAUCUGAUGUUUCAACUACGCCAGCUGAUGCCAAGCCUUCAGGAUUUAAAUUCACUCCUUCACCCUCUGCUCAAAAAUUCACAAGUCCUAAAGUUGGUGAUGCCUUCAGUUUUGUCAGCACACCUCCCUCAUCAAAAACAGCCAGUGAACAGAGCCCUCUAGCGAGAAGAGAAGAGAUUAAAGUUGAAGCGCCAUCUUUUACAGAAACUCAAGAUUUAGUUGAUGAUGACAUCGAGAUUGUAUAUGAAUGGAAGCCAACUCCCGAGCAAAUGAAACUGGCUGAAAAAUACAUGUUGAAUCCUGGUUUUUACCGUUCAUUAGAAGCACCACCCUGUCCAGGAUGCAGAGGCUGUGAUGAGGAGGAUUUGAAAGAGAGAGCAGAGACAACAUCAGCAGCUCAGUCAUUGCUUGGACAACUUCUCUCUAGCACAACAGCUGAAGUCCAGGAGCAAACUCUUACUCAACAAGUUUCCUCAACAACUGGUAACCUUGGCAACCUAGCAUAUUCCAAGGAGUUAAAUAAACUCGCUACGAAGGAUGUCCCAGUAGAAGAGGAGAUAGUUUCAUCAAGUACAGGUGUACUAGGCGAUCGUGGCAAUUUAUCAUAUAGUAAGGAAUUAAACAAGGGGGCUAGUGCUACUGUCAGUGAGGAAAUCAUUACUUCAACUACUGCUGGUGUGACCGGUGAUAAGGGAAAUCCAGAAUAUGCAAAACAACUUGAUAAAGGUGCAGCUGACAGUACUUCAGGGAACUCACUUUUUGCUAACACAUCUGUGACAGGGUUUUCCUUUGCAUCCGUGGCUGCAGAUAGCUCAGGCUCUGGUUUUAAUAAAAAUAAAGAUUCCAAUAAGCCAUUCAGUUGGAGUGGUGCUGGGAAGAGUGUGUUUGGAGAGUCAAAGGAACAUGUUGAAGGAGACGAUAAUGAAGUUGUCCCUAGUGAUGAUAUUCAUUUUGAACCAAUUGUCAGCCUUCCUGAAGUUGAAACUAAAACAGGUGAAGAAGAUGAGGAAGCCAUCUAUACUCAGAGGUCAAAAAUAUUCCGCUUCCAUAAAGACCUGAAUCAAUGGAAAGAACGGGGAAUAGGUACUUUGAAGAUACUUAAACAUAAAGAAAAUGGCAAAAUGCGUGUUCUGUUACGUCGUGAACAAGUCUUGAAGAUAGCAUGCAAUUUCCCGAUAACCUCCGACAUCAAGCUUCAACCACUCCAGACCUCUGAGACGUCAUGGUGCUUUGUGUGUUCAGAUUUUACAGAUAAUGAAGCUAAAAUUGAACAAUUUGCCCUUAAAUUCAAGACUCCAGAAGUUGCGGGUGUAUUCAAGGAAAAGUUUGAAGAAUGCCAGAGUCUGUUGGACGCCAGUGGCAGUGGAGAUGCAGGAUUGAAUCUCGUGACAUCAUCUCAACCAGAAUCUGAGACUCCAGCUAACAAAGAUGAGAAAAACAAUGAUGACCAAAACAAUGAUGAGAACAAGGAUGAUGAAGCAGCUGGUGGCUACAAUGAUGAAUACGAUGAUGAUGAUGACUAUGAAGAUGAAGACGAACAAAAUAUCCUCUUUCAGAAACGUGUCACUUUAUCGGUCAUUAUGGGGAAUAAUCAAGCCCAGACUGUUGGCCUUGGAGAGUUGCUUGUUCUAUAUGAUGAUGAGUUCUUUGGUUCACGCGUCACAAUGCAAGGAGAUGAUGGCAAUGUCAUAUGUAACCAUCUGGUUGCCACGGAGACGAGAAUUCAGAGGAAUCGCAAGAAAAAGUUCUGUGAAUGGGAGGCUAUCGACUUCGCCACAAAUCAACCAAUCAGGCGAACUUUCCGGGCACAGUUCAGCUCAGAAAAUGCUGCAGAAGAAUUUGAGAAAAUGAUCAUAGAGGGCAAAGAGUUUGCAACCCAGUCAGGUAUUUACGAACGAGAUAUCGGUUGUGCAAUGCCCCGGGAAAUUGACAUUCCGGAAGUUGCCGGAAGAAUUUACGAACAGGGAGAUGAAGACAAUGGGAAAUCACUCCAUGAAGUGGUGGAGAGUGUCAUAACAACAGGGUCAGCAACAGUGACUGGAAGUCGUGGCAACCCUUACUACGCAGCCCAGCUUGCAAGUCCAAACAAUGCUUCAAAUGUGUCAACCCCUGGAUCACAAUAUGGCACCCCCACAGCAAGAUCAGAACAUGGGGUUUCCGUUUCUGAUGCAGAUUCAACAUUCACAGAUUCCAGAGAAACUUGAUAACAAUAAGCGACAGCAGACACUACACAACCUAACACCCCUUCAGUGUUGACAAUGGAUAAGCCAAAUAGACUAUCUCACAAUCUAAAUUGACUAGUUUAUAUCACAACAAGGGGUGUCACAACUUAUACUGGACUAUUUUGGUGGUAAAACUGAAAUGGACUAUUUAUGUAUAAAGACAAUACACGCAUUCAUGUGACUAACAUUAUUUCCUUCAAG